This is a messenger RNA of Dromaius novaehollandiae (emu), 2891 nucleotides long. RefSeq lists its product as uncharacterized. Gene Ontology annotation, molecular function: GTP binding. NCBI's taxonomy places the organism in Eukaryota, Metazoa, Chordata, Aves, Casuariiformes, Dromaiidae. The record is from RefSeq and is a predicted model, not a curated record. The coding region runs from base 272 to 2743 and encodes 823 amino acids. The transcript has 6 exons.
CCGCCGCCGCCGCCGCCCCGCCGGCCCCGCGCUCCCCGGCGGCGGGAGGCACCGGGCCGCCACCGGGACCGGACGGGGGCUGGGGGCCGCCACCGGAGCAGUUCGACACCGAAGGCCUUGGCAAAGACGUUUCCUGUGAAAUCAGUCUCUGCACGGUACCCGCCUCCCCAGAUUUCCCCGCGCCGUGUCUCAGACUCAGCUGUGCUUCUCCACAUCGUCAGAAGACCAAGAGGGAGGGAGGCCGGGUCAGGCGGCACCGAGCGCUGAGGCUAUGACCUCCAGCCAGAAGGAAGAGGCGAUGGGUAACCGGCUUGGCCAAACGCUUGGUGCAAGUAAUGAAGAGCAGCAGGGGCUGAUUCAAGCACCUGGCGGCAACCUUUAUUCUGCCAACACCCGCACACGCGAGGCAGAGCCAGAUGCUCCAGGCAGCGAUCCAAUGGGCUCCCCUCGGGCAGCGGGGAAGGACGGCCCCGCGCAGCACGGCAUGCCAAACCCCUGCGUGCCUGCGAACCCGGACACACUGCAGCGGCUGAGGAAAAGCAGCUGUGAAGAGGAGAGCGGGGAGAAGGACCGGCCACGUCUGUGCAAGGACCAAGGGGAAGAACAGCUGCCUGAACCGAAGAUGCAGAAGGUGGAAAACCCAGAACGGGAACAGCUCAGAAGUGAAAAUCCUGAAGAAGCACAUAAAGACCGAAGAGACAACACUGAAGAGCAGGAAGGGAAAAUUGAAGAAACCUACAAAAAAACACAGCUGGCAAAAAAGACAGACAACCUGCAAGAUACUGUGACCACAGGCCAAGGCUCCGGCAGCAGCGAGCUGGAGGAGCUGCGCAUCGUGCUGGUGGGGAAGAGCGGAGCGGGGCGAAGUGCCACCGGGAACACCCUGCUCGGGAAGACGGUCUUCGAGUCCUGCCUGGGGGCCCAGCCUGUGACAGUGACCUGUGCCCAGGGCGAGAGGAUGUGGCGAGACAAGCGUGUGGUGGUCCUGGACACACCGGCCAUUUUUGACACGUUGCUUCAGGGUGAGCAGCUGGACGAGGAGAAGAAGCGUUGCCGCGAGUUCUCCCAGAGCCCCUGUGCACUGGUGCUGGUGACCCAGCUGGGCCGGUACACGGAAGAGGACCAGGAGGCAAAGAAGCAGGUGCAGGAGGUCUUUGGGCAGGAGGCCAUGAAGCACACGAUGGUCGUGUUCACCCGGAAGGAAGACUUGGGCGAUGGCUCCCUGGAAGAGUACGUCACAACGACCGACAACAGAGCUCUCCGCAGACUGAUUCAGGCAUGCAGGCAGCGAUACUGUGCCGUGAACAACAGGGAAACAGGGCCGGAACGGGAUGCCCAGGCCGAUGAGGUGCUGGAAAUGGCUCUGGCAGCAAUGCGUGGUGAGGAGGGCCAGGGGCACAGGGUGGGCAAAGCAGAGGCAUCCCCAGGAUGCGGAGAGGCUGUAAACACAUUGCAGAAUCCACAUCAAAGUGUAGAAGAGUCCAGGUCACUAACAUGGAGAGAUAUUUUCUGUUGUCUUCUCCGCACACCGCUCUGGGGCUGCCUUAGCCGAGACCGCCGAUCCCUCGCCGUCCGGGCUUGUGCCCUGCCCCGCGGCCCUGCACCUCCCUUCGGCCUCCCUCCUCCCACCGCUGCCGCUCGUUCGGCUCUCCGCGGAGCUAAACCGAAAGCAGCGCAGGGACUGGCGCCGUCCUGCCCAGAGACGCCACGCUCCUCGACCGGCAGCGCCGGGAGCACACGGCACCGGCCCGGGAGCUCAGCAGGGCUGCCGGGGGACCUUGCCCUCAGUCUGAAACGGGGUGCUCUGCAGAGCCUGCAGACCCAGACAGUCCAGCAAAGCAUGAGGCAAAGCUUCCCACAAGAGGAUGAAGACGCAUGCCACGGUACGUGCGAAGGCCAGCAAGUGGGGGACACAGAGCUGAGACUGGUGCUCGUCGGUAAAACCGGCAGUGGGAGAAGCGCAACGGGAAACACCAUCCUCGGGAGGAGAGCGUUUGAGUCACAGCUGGCGGUGCAGGCAGUGACGCAGAGGUGCGCAAGAGCCAGCACCGUCUGGCAGGGCAGGAAGGUGGUGGUCAUCGACACGCCUGCUAUUUUUGACACGUGCAGCAGCAAGUCCUACGACGAGAUUGCAUGUUGCCUGCUGCUGUCGGCACCGGGCCCCCAUGCGCUGGUGCUGGUCACCCAGCUGGGCCGACACACACAGGAGGACGAGGCUGCCGCAGAGGAGGUCUGGCGCAUCUUUGGGCACGAUGCCAUGAAGCACACAAUCGUGCUCUUCACCCGGAAGGAAGACUUGGGGGAUGGCUCCUUACAUGACUACGUGACGGGCACUGACAACACAGCUCUCCGGAGGCUGAUUCGAGACUGCGGGAACCGCUACUGUGCCUUCAACAACAAGGCAACUGGAGCAGAACGGGACGCCCAGGUCAGAGACCUGCUAGAGCUCAUUCAGAGGGUGGUGAAGGGGAAUAGAAAUUCCUAUUACACCAACGAAUUCUAUUCCCAGGACAUGUUGGUCCUCAGCAGGGAAGAGAGAGAUUUUGAAGAAAAAUGCAGAGUCUUUGGAAAGCUAGUGGAGAAACAACUAGUGUAUAAGGCGCCAAGAGCAGUGCACAACUUUCCAUGGCUGGUUUGUCACUGCACACUUAGAGUGAUUGUGUGGGUUGUACAUUUUGUAGGUGGGCUGUUUCGCUGGGGGUGGAGGCAGGUUGUAUCACUGUAUAUUCGCUUCUUUCGUUAGCACUGGAUGAGUUCAUACUGCCUUACUUUUUCCCUGGCAAUUGCACCGUGUUGCUUAAUAAUACAGCUGAUUUUCAUUUUAAUGCUAUUACAGUCUUUGUCCUGUGUUACGGCCUAAGCCUCUGUUGGUAUAAAACAAAUGCACAAAG